This is a messenger RNA of Microdochium trichocladiopsis, 715 nucleotides long. RefSeq lists its product as uncharacterized. The record is from RefSeq and is a predicted model, not a curated record. The transcript has 3 exons. NCBI's taxonomy places the organism in Eukaryota, Fungi, Ascomycota, Sordariomycetes, Xylariales, Microdochiaceae. Bases 110 to 553 code for a protein of 147 amino acids.
GUGGUUCCUACGACUACACAGCUAGACUCGGGACAACCUUCCCUGGAGCGAUCCACGGCCUCGUUUUCCAGCGCCGCCGCCGCCAACGCUCGCCCUCGCUUGCCAUACGAUGCGGAUGACUUCGAUGGUCACGAUGAUUCAGGCCACUCACUACAGCUCAACCGCAUCUUACUCAAUCCCCACCAUGAGCCGCUUUGAGUCUGCGCCUACCCAGGCCGCGGGACCUGCCGCGCCCAGAUUUACGCAGAAUCUCCCGGGAGCAACAGUCCGCGCCAAUUCUGGAACCGCUCCUCCUAAGCUCCACGGCAAUUCCUUCGCUGCCGAAAGUUCCCGCGUCUCUUCUGCCAUCAACUCGCGCGCCAGAGACACGUCCUCUGCUCCGUCAAGCAGAUUCAACAGACACGCCUACGGCCAUCCGAGUACCGCGCCUAUAUCGCAACGCGGCGGCACCAGCGUGAGUGGCAGUAGCACUAGCACCAAGGACAAGUCUUCCCGCAAGUGGCCGAAGGGCGACAACCGCAAGAAGUUUGAUGUUCUGCCUCCCUUUGAGUAGUGAAUGGGCCGCAACUCGUAGUGGCCAGCUGUGUUACCUUCCUGGCUGACAGGCCCAGUCCAGGCCGUUUAGUCAGCCACUAGACUAGGACAAAGGCUUGACUGAAGCUGCUGCCAUCACAGUCGGCCCAACUAGUAGCACCAGAGUUUCUAUGGGAAAAGG